Helicoverpa zea (corn earworm) is the source of this 1005-nucleotide messenger RNA. RefSeq lists its product as uncharacterized. The record is from RefSeq and is a predicted model, not a curated record. The transcript has 3 exons. Lineage: Eukaryota; Metazoa; Arthropoda; Insecta; Lepidoptera; Noctuidae. Bases 1 to 1005 code for a protein of 334 amino acids.
AUGGAGCGCGCAAACCGCAUCCAAUAUUUUUGUGAUGAAGGUUCGACCAUCCCGUUCCUGUCCCACCCCCGCUGCGCUCACCUGUACAAAAUGAGAGCUAUCAACCCUGUAUCAUUGGCUAGAGCUAGGGAUUAUUAUGAAUCACAACAUCAGGAGAAAAGCGCGCUCAGAACUGGAAACGAUGAACAGAAAACAUCACAGGACGAGCAUGCAGAUUUAGUAGAAAAAGAAUUGACAGUCGCAUUGGCUGAUAAACAAUCAGCACUGUUCGAUAGACCGUACGUGGAAAAGAAAGGAAAGAACGACUUCCUCGUACUGAGGCCCGAUGUAGUCGAUCCGUUUGUGACCGUAGUACCAAACCACAUGUACUACAACAUCGAAAAAACUUGUGUCAACUGGUAUGUUUUAAUAGCUUUAGCAUUAGUAUCCUGCACUUCUAGCGUUCAUUCACGGACCGACGAACCUUAUUUGUUGGCAACUGUUUUAUUCUACUGCGAUGGUGACGGACAAAAAGCAACAGCAAACGAAAUUCCAAUGAAAGUUGAUACAUUGAUUAGGAAAGACGUUAACGCUCGCAUCUUAAGUGAUAGAGUCAAAGUAGUACCGGUUUUUAAUGACUCUCGUCUGAGUCCUUCGCCUGCAGAACUGAUAGGAUUUAUGCAGUACAUGCAGAAAACUGUUGUCGUAACAAGACUACCAGCGCAGCUUGCUAAAAAGUUAGUAGUUGAACAUAAGAAGCGUUUAAUGAAGAAGGAACUUGAAUCAAAGAACGAUAAAGGAAAAAAAACUGUCCAUAGUUUCAAAGAUGAGGAAGCGAACAGUGAAUCAAAGUCCUCUGAUGGUAAAAAUAAUGCAGUAUUACCAAAAAUGUUUUUGAAGAACUCCGUUUAUUACUCCAUUGAAGCUAAAUGUAUCUUUAGAUCUAUAGCAUGUGAUAAGUUAGAAGCCGCUAUCACGUUAUUAGGCGUCACCAAGCAAAGCUCUGUUGUUUCACAAAAACAGUAA